Sphaerodactylus townsendi is the source of this 1040-nucleotide messenger RNA. Its product is annotated as lipopolysaccharide-binding protein-like. The coding region runs from base 426 to 1040 and encodes 204 amino acids. Lineage: Eukaryota; Metazoa; Chordata; Lepidosauria; Squamata; Sphaerodactylidae. Gene Ontology annotation, molecular function: lipid binding. The transcript is spliced from 6 exons. The record is from RefSeq and is a predicted model, not a curated record.
AAACUCCCUUUCCUUCUCAUCUGCCUCCUGUCCUGAGUCAUCUUGUGGGUGUCUGCGACUCAGCCGGGGGAGGAACCGGCUACGGAGAAGAAGGCCUGAUCCGCAGGGAGCUUUACUGGUCCAACCAGACUGGGGAGACCUUGGAAACACGGCUGGAGCUUCUCAGCAGCUCUCCAGAGGGGCGGGAUCCUCGCCACAAGCCCCUCCUCACGUGGAAACCAAUAAUUAGAAUCCUACCUGGGCAGGAACCCGGCAGAUUCUACCAGUGGGUGUCUGACCAGGUGUGCUUGCUUGCUGUCAGAUCGAGCCUGCCUUUCAUCUGACAGUUUGGGGGAAGAGAGGGCUCAGGCAUCGGCUCACCUUGCGUGCCUUAAGGUAGCCUCAGGUGAUCCAGAGAAGCUGCGUACCUGCGGAACCUGUGGAAGAUGUUCUGGCUCUUUGCCCUGCCUCUCCUGGCCUCUGGGGUGCAGGUUGGGGGUGUCCCCGCAGGUCUGAAAGCUCAAGUGAACCCAAAGGCGCUGGAAUAUGGAAAGCAGUUUGGGCUGCGCAUGGUCAAUUCAAUGCUGAAAAAGGAUGCCAUUCCAGAUAUUCAUGGGUCCCAGGACGUGCCGCUUCUGGGGGACGUUCAAUACUCUGUAACGGGGAUCCAGAUUCACCAACUUCAACUAGACGACUCAGCCAUCAGCUUUUCCAAGGGGCUGGGUGUGAAUCUUACCAUCCAAAACGGCCAAGUCUCGCUCAGCGGCAACUGGAAGCUGAGAACUGUGUUCGGGCCUGACGGAGGCACCGUUGACAUCACUGUACAGCCGCUGUCCCUCUCCACCCUCCUCGUGGUUGGCAAGGAGGGCCGGGGACGGCCUCUGGUGCGGGUUUCCCGCUGCCGCGCCAACGUUGAGGACCUGGUCGUAAAAUUCCACGGGGGAAACAGCUUCCUUCCUGCAGCGCUGCAGCUGGAACCAAAGGACCCCCGACUGCUCUCAGCUAGCAGCCCAUCAAAACCUCUCUGUUUAGUCAGCUCCUUCUUGGCUGCCUACGGGUGA